CCGACCUUUCGUCUCCGAGUCGCGUCCCGCUCGCCACGGUUGCGUCAAGUGCGGUCCCGAUUGUUGCUUCUCGGCGUGACGUGAGUCGCACGUGACGCAUGCCGACGUGACGGGUUCACUCACGUUCCCGUUCAGGUGGGCGCAAGGCUGGUUGCCGGAGAGCCGGGCGCGGAGCGGAGGCUGCGCUGGACCAAUGAGCGAGACAGACACCGAAGAUGAGUCCGUUCCUGAAGGUGAUGCAACUGUUCCUGAUGAUGUCGGCCACGGUGCUCGGCAUGCUCGUGCUCCUCCUCUUCAUCCCUGACUUGGAGGAGUCCAUCCUCGAGGCCAUGCACCGCUACCAGUUCACCAACCCCCGUCCCCCGCCGCCGCCCUCACCCUCCCACCAUCAGGAACACGCCUCCAUCUCCAAGAACGCUAACACGCCGGAGGAUGGAAGGUCAGAAUUUCUAUCAGGAUCAAAGAUGGGUUACCUGAUGGCGGUCGAGAUCGACCGGAAGAAGAAGAAGUUCACACCGUGGCCGAGCUCGGAGGAGUGUCGCCAGUACUACAUCCAGUUCGCGAGGCAGAAGAGUCUCCCGAUGACGGCCCUCGUCUCUUUCCCCGGAAGUGGGAACACGUGGGUCCGCUACUUGAUAGAGACCACCACCGGGAUAUUUACCGGCAGCGUCUACGCCGACAAACUCAUCUUCAGCAAAGGGUUUUUUGGUGAGCGGGAGUCCCCAGAUUGCGGGUGUACAUCCGUGCAAAAAACACAUGGUUUCGCAUUGGCUGGUGCAGUGCCUAAAUUGCCCACGGAGAAAACGGCCGAGGUCAGUCUCUUCAAUGGCCGCGCCAUCCUUCUUCUCCGGAAUCCCUAUGAAGCGCUCCUCUCUUACAGGAAUUAUCUCUAUGGUGGACACACUGGCUUUGCCCCCAACAACAAAUUCAGAGGAAGAGACUGGGAACAUUUUGUAUCACGGUUGACAAUAGUGUGGCGAGAACUAGCGGCAACUUGGAUUAAUCACACAGAAAAUGAUGCUAUUAUUCUCCACUUUGAGCACCUUAAAGUUGACCCGACCAAACAUGUGCGGAAAAUAUUGGAAUUUUUGAAGAUUGCAAUUCACGAGCACCGGUUAUCCUGUGUUCUGAGACAUAGAGACGGGCCUUUCAGGCGACCUCGCUCUGCUCAGGAAACCUUUUUCAAAUCAAGGGACCCCUUCUCUCGGAAGCACCAUCAAUUACUGGAUACUGUCAUCGAAGAGGUGAAUGAAAUGCUAAAGGAGAGGGGCUGGAAUGAGAUGCCAUUCCAUCUGUACAAAUACUACAAAGGCACCUCAAAAAAGCCUGAUGAUACAUGAUGACCUGAUUAGCUGAGUUAUUGGAAAAUUAAUUGCAGCACCCUGCACUGCAAGAUCAAUGGUUUUAGGAGCAAGCAGAUUGAAUUCAAUCUUUCAAUAAACAUGAUAUACCAAAUGAUAAAAUAAAAUUGGAGAUUUUGUUCAAACUAU
Bemisia tabaci is the source of this 1490-nucleotide messenger RNA. The record is from RefSeq and is a predicted model, not a curated record. NCBI's taxonomy places the organism in Eukaryota, Metazoa, Arthropoda, Insecta, Hemiptera, Aleyrodidae.